AGCUAGUUGUGUUGGUGCAAUAUUUGCGUCACAAGUUGCAGGCUCUUGUUGUUCGAAGACUCAAGUCUCCGUCCCGACCUUUAUCACAAGUCGAUGAGGUACAAAUUUGUUUGUCCAUUCCUAUUUCUAAUUUUCGUUUAAUUUAACGAAUUCGUUCCUACCUAUGACGACAUAAUUAUGACUGAUACAAUAGAAAUACUAUAAAUACAGUCACAAUCUGGUGAUCGGAUGUUGCAUUUCUUUUCAUUGUUUUAAAAAUCCCAUUGUUCUCCAUGCCAUCCGAUCCUAUCUUUCAUUUUGACAUAUUUGUAGGUUAUUUAAAAGGUCUAUAGCGGCUACUUGUGUCAUUAUUUAGACUGUACUGAGAACAAUUGUGAAUGUUUUGACCAUACAAGAGGAAGCUUUGGGUAUAGAUCAACAAUUUCAGAGAACACAGCGAACUUGGAAGACUGGUAUUUUUUAUCAUAUUCUAGUUUUGUCUCCAUUGAAAAUUUGGGAUUUUGCAACUCAACGUACAGUAUGGUUAUAAAGCUAUGCAGUCACGAUCUCUUAUUACAUUUGCAAUUUUUGCUGAGAUUUCUAGGGCCAAAAAAAAAAUAUGUGGGUUUCCGGUUUCCUCUUGUAAAAACUUAGGUGGGGUAGGUCGGUUUAAACUUUUUUUAAACUUUUUUUUAAAUUUUUCUAACAACCGGACGCCAUUUUGUUUAGUCAGUGCUUCCAUAUCCAAACAUAAAUUUCCGUAAUAUUGCCUCAAAUUUUCAUUUUCCACAAACGUUUUCCUCUAAGUGGAAACACUUACAAGCGUGAUCCAAUAAAAAAGUUUAGGGUGGGGAUUUUGACGUCCAAAAGCUAGGUAGGGUCGGGAGACCGGAAGCCCACAUGCAUCUUCUUUUGAUGCAUGUCAACGAGUAGAUGAAUUGUGAAUAGAUGAGUAUACAGCCAAUUCAAAGAAAGGUUAUCCUUUGCAAACCUUAACUCUAAGCGCGCAAAGCUUAAUGAGAGCACAGGUUUGAAGCUUAGUAGUUGAAUAUUGCAGCUAUUUGUGAAUAAAUUGUUCUCGUAAGGAGAUAUUUACCAUGUCUCUAUAAGAAAUGGGCCUCACAUAUGAUUUCUAAACUGAUUAAAUGAUACUCCCAUUAUGCUUUGCACGCUUAUAGCGUUUAAAGUUUAAAGUUUAGAGAGUAAGGUUUGCAAAGGGCAACCAUUUUUGAAUUAGCUGUAUAUGAAGCCUCAUGCAUGUGAACAUUCAAUAACUUAUCAUUUGUUCAAAAUCACAGCAAAAAUUGCGAGUGUAAACAGUCCUUUAUAACCGGCAACUGCUUUCUUACAGUAAAAUAUGUAUUUUAUAAAUGAAGCUACUAAAUGUUAAUUUUUUGUUUCUUUUGUAGGAAAUGUUAUUGGAAGAAUAGAAAACAAGGUAAACCGUCACAUGGAUUUGCUGUAGUUUAUAAACAGAUGAGCAUUGAAACUUAUUUUCAUUCGUUUAAGGUCGAUGAAACUGAUUUUGGCGGCAGAAAUGAAAAGUAAGUCCUCUCAGUACAAUUAUCGAGUUGGUGAUUUGUCUUGAUUAAACUGGAUGUUUAGUAUUCUUCAAGAAAAUAUCAUUCAAGAAAAUCAUAAGCGUGUCGUAUCUUUAUAUGUGAUAGAGAUUUCCCUUGAUUCACAUAAACGUUUGAGUUUAACUUUGAUUUUCUCGAUUUACACAACGUAUUUUUUGAAAAUUACUUCGCCAAUGAACUUGCUAGAUCGAUCGUUUUUGAAGCAACAAAUGUUAGUUAAAUUUGUCUAUUAUUGCUGAAAUUUAUAAAAGUCUCUUAUUUUGAAAAUUAUCAUUUUUGUCAGUCGAGGGAGAGGAAGGAAUUUCAAUAACAACUCUGGCAGGGACAAGAGGCGAAGAGAACCACAACGUAAGAGUCACCUUAGGAGCACUGUGUAUUAUUUAUCAUCUUCAAACCCAUAAUUUUCCGCAUGGUAUAUUCAACAGAUAUUUUCUUUGCGUUUCAGGAAGUUUAAAUUUUGAUGCUUCCCCAAAGUCCCAGGUACUCUUCAAUUCUCACCAGAUAUAUAAUGGUGCUGACUCGGCUUUAUUUACACAUAUUGCGUCAACAGUGAUCUUACUUCUUGUCAUUUAACUGUGAACAUUAUAGAAGGUUUAUUAAAGACUUUAUUAAUUAUUUAUUUGCAGGACGAGUUGGGUCAGAGAAAAGAACCACAGUACAAAUAUGAUGGUGGGUUCAUUAUUUUUCAACUUCAGUUGAAUAGACGAAUUUUUUUUUACUUUGUGUGUUCGAGUUUACCAUUAAUUUAUAUUUUGUAAACAACUUUCUUGCAGUGAGAUAUUUCAUAAUGAAAUGCAACAACCAAAGGAACAUUGAUAUCGCAAUGUCAAAGGUAUAUAUGAGGGUAGCAACUUCUGUAUUUGUCGUUGUGUUGUUUACUUUGACUGGUUUGAAACCUGGUUGUCGUAACUUGUUGUUUUGUUUGCAUGUACGCACGUAAAAACGCACAAGUUGUGACGGACCUGCAGCAGACUUGUAGCAAUGCUGUUUCAACAAUUAACUUGUCAACAGGAUGUGUUCGCACUGCUUGUUCCCAGCUUGUUGACAAGUUGUCAACGGCUUGUUGACAAUUUACUACAAGGUUGUUGAGCUCAACAGACUUGUUACAAACUGUUCCAGCAACUUGUUAUCAAUUCAACAAUUUGUCAACAAGUUGUGAGUGACAACCUCGUAGCAAUUUGAUAACAUAACAGCAUUGUUACAACUUGUUGACAACUUGCUACAAGCCUGUUGAAUCCAACAGACUUGUUGCAAGUUGUUCCAACAACAUGUUAUCGUCCUGCAAUUCAACAACUUGAUAACAAGUUGUGAGUGACAACCUUGUAGCAACGUGAUGGAAUGACAGCAUUGUUACAACUUUAUAACAAACGUACUUGCAGGGAGGUGAGUCCGGGAUUGGACGCACCGAGGGUGGCUGGAAGUUUCCCGAACUUACCGAGCGAAGCGAGGUGAGUUCGGGAAACUUCCAGCCACCCGAGGUGCGUCCAAUCCCGGACUCACCGAACCUGCAAGUACGUUUGUUUUUUAUCCCAUACACCGAGCCAUACACACAUUUGUAGCUCUUCGCGAUAUAUUCGUCGAUGUUUUGUGAACAUUUUCCCGGCCAAAAAAAUCACUGGGCAAGAAAAUACUUCUUUAUCUACGGCUACAUUACCUUUACUGCAUUUUUUCUUUGGUUUUUCUUCAGUCUCAGUAUGUUAGUCACCGAAAAAAGUUCUUUAAAGUUUAGGUUUAUCGGCUAAAUCUUGUCGGCCGCCAUAUUUGUUUAAUAUUGUUAUUGCAACGUAAGCAGUUUAGCGGGUGAGUUCGGGCGAAAAGCAGGUGAGUUCGGCAAAAAGCAGGUGAGCUCGACGACAAGCUCACCUGCUCUAAACCAAUCAGAAAGCCGCUUUUAACACACGUAUGGGAUAAGUUGACAAGCUUGCUGCAAGCCUGUUGCGAACACAUCUUGUUGACAAGUUGUGAGAGUUUUACGUGUGUGCAAGCUAUCAUACCUAGUGGAAAAUUCUCCGAAUGUACUUCGUAUUUCAUUGAGUUGUACAAACUCAACUCAAAGAGCGUCAGAACUUACCUUAGACACACGUAAAAAUCUCACAUCUUGUAGCAAGUCUGCCAACGCACUGCUUGUUACAAGUUGUCAACAAGUUUGGAACAAGCUGUUAACAACUUGUAACAGCCUUGUUGAUAUUAUCAGACUUGUUGCAAGGUUGUUCCAACAAGUCCGAUGCAUUCACGAUAUAACAAUAUUGUUACAACCUUGUGUCGUCAACGUUGUCACAUUCUUGCUAUAUAUCAUGACUGCAUCAGACUUGUUAGAACAACUUUGUAACAAGUCUGAUAAUGCCUUCAAGCUUGUUACAAGUCGUCCAACAGCUUGUUCCAAACUUGUUACAACAACUGGGAACAAGCAGUGCGAACACAACAACUUGUCGAUAGCUUGUGAACAGAUUUGUAACAACUUGUUUGCAGACCUGGAACAACUUGUGCGUUUUUAUAUGUGUGUACAGUACUGUAUAUCAUGGAUACUUCAAAUUAUGUUAUGAAUCGUCUCUUGAAAGUUAAAUUAUUUGCUGUCAAAAUCUUUAACUAUACACUUUGAUUGUUAGGGCAUCUGGGCGACCACACAAGCUAACGAAAAGAAGCUCAAUAAAGCUUUCAAGGUUUGCGAUACAUUAAAUUUAAACUUAUGAAUGCGAUAUGAUUUCAGUUAUUAAAAAUUUGUAUUUUUGUUUAGGAAAGCAGGAAGGUCAUUCUAAUAUUCUCCGUGCAAGGCAGUGGCCAUUUUCAAGGUAAACUAGAAUCAUUAAUAAGCGUCAGUAAAUGGUAAAGCGUUGCUUGCGUUUUCUUAAAUGCACUUGUUAAUGAAAUGUAUUAAAUUUACACAGGUUAUGCACACAUGACGUCACUCAUAAGUCGUGAAAAAUGUCGCGAAUUCGGUUCCAAUCUUCUCACGGGCUCGUUCACGGUCACCUGGCUUAAAUGGUAAGAUUUAUGACAUAUUUUUCCUGUUGGAACUUGUUCUGGGGCGAUUUAGUGGCUAAUACGAUAGAAUAUGAUAAAUUUAUUCGAUGUUUUUCUAGCGAGAAUAUUCCAUUUCAACAUGUUCACCAUCUUAUUAACCCGUGGAAUGACAACAAGAAGGUUCAAAUAAGUCGCGAUGGCCAGGUCGGUACACACAUAUGACUAUGAAUAAAUGUACAUUUUCAUUAAGAGGAACAUCGCUAAAACAAAGUCAUUUUGAGAGGAACGCCAAAAGGAUUUUAGGUUUUGAAAACCGCUCAUCGAAAAUACUCGACACGCCUCUUAAUGCGCACAUAUUUUUGGAUGAAAAAUAAGAUUUAUUAUUAACUUGUGGGGUCGGAUGUUUAGAUUUCUAAUGCACCAUGUACAUUUUGAAUACAAAAACAGUCAGAAUAUCAGAAAUAGUAGAGUGUCAGAAAUAGUAUGAAAAAGACUUUCAUUAAUAUUUUACUCCACUUAGAAAUUAAGUCAAUAGCUUCCUUUUUUUCUCUUCACAGGAAUUGGAGCCAAGUAUCGGUGAAGCUCUGUGCAAGGCGUGGUCUACAGAGGUACCCAAUAAACCCCCAAUGAUCCGUCAUACCCACCAAUCCAAUCAAGACAGACAUUACCCGGAGGGUUACAAUCCCCGGUCGGUAGAACAACCGCAGGUCCAACCUCCUACCCAAUGGCAUAGCAUACCGACGUCAGCCGUUCCCGUAGGUCAGUACCAUUCGACCCAGGGCCCUAUAUUGUUCGCUGCCCACCCGGCCUCGAUGCCUAUCCCCGUCCCAAUCCCCACGCAUCAACACGGUCCGACGAUGAUGAUCCCGCAACAGGCAUACCCGCAGAUGCAGGCAACACUAACCUACCCCGCUCAGGCGAUUGCAAUGCAGUCGGCAGCUGGCUAUCCACCCAACCCGCAAAUGCCUGUCGAGGCCCAACCCGGCCAUAUGGGCGUCAUGCAUGUUAUUGGACCUGAGGAGUAUAUGAGCAUGCAGCCACGUUGAAUUAUUACAUAAGAUUCAUUGUAGAGUGUGUUUAUUAGAAAUAGAGUAUAUACACAAUCAAUCGACUUAUGCUCUCGAAACUCGGCACAAAUGCUCAUCAAUUUCAGGCGAUUAGUCAUAAUUCUCGCUCGUGUUUGGCCGCCAACACACGAAAUUUUUUAAAAUUUUUUUUGGCGGUUCGACUUGGAAGAGACGUCGAAAUGUCGCCAUUCGAAAAGUAUUUGAACUGUCGCCAUGAUAUUUCAAACGGUGAAAGCCCAAGGACAGAGGUAUCUGUCGGCUAAGUUUCGUGAGCAUAAGUAGAAUACUCGCUGAGAAAUAAUCGCCCAACUCUCAUGCAUAUGAGCAUAUCAACUUUGAACUGCUUCAAAUUUUGAUGAGAGUUUUUGCAACGCUUGAAAAUAGCUCGUCAUCUCUCAUGAAAUUCUUGUUCCCACUAGAUAUAGGCUAAUAAGUAGAAGUUCCAUAUCAAGACUCGCAAUUUGAGGCAAAUAAGUGGUUUUCGAGUUUCUUAGAAAUUCAUCGUCAGGCUAGUUUGCACUUUGGAUUUGUAAUAAAUUCGAAUUGUCACUUCGAAACUUUGAAAAGGUUAUUCUAUUGCGCAAAUGGAAUUGCCGAUGCAUAUUGUACAUGCAUUUCUGUUUUGUGUUUUUGUUUGUGUAUAUCUCCAAGGACUUCUGGGUUUCCAGGCAACCGUCACUAAGGCUAAUAUUGUUGUGUAGACAACGUUGUUGUGAACGACAUCUUUAAAUAAAGGUGAAUAUGUAUG
This is a messenger RNA of Paramuricea clavata, 6335 nucleotides long. The record is from the annotation of a GenBank genome assembly. Lineage: Eukaryota; Metazoa; Cnidaria; Anthozoa; Malacalcyonacea; Plexauridae.